AUGUCUACUCAAGCCGAUAUGCAAAGAAGAAGAGCCAGAAGUAUUUCAGUGCCAGAAACAGCUUCGCUAUCAUCAUCGCUGCGAUCAAUUGAUAUUCUGUAUGAGAAAUUAAUGCACUAUCUGCAGGAAAAUGAUCAAUUGAAAAAGCAAAUACAUACACUCAAUGAAGAACAUCAAUCAGAAAUUACCAAACUGAAAGAAAUCAACUCUAGUCUCGUUUUUGAAAAUACCCGAUUAGAAAAGGCUCUGUAUAGUAUGAAUGAAAAUGACAAUAAGGUCGAUCAACAAGCUUCCAUUCAACAAAUCAAAUAUUCUCAACAGGAUUCGUCGACCCUCCAACAACAACAAAUGACCAUUUCAAAUGAAAUUGAAGAAUUAAUGAGAAAAUGUACAGAAUACCAAACCGAGUUGAACAAGGCAAGAAAUGAAUUACAAGACAAGAAUAUACUGAUACAAUCCCUUAACACACAAGUCAAAUUAAAGAAGGAAGAAAACGAUCAAUUAUUAGAAGCAUGUAACAGUAUGAAAUCCAAUUUAAAGAACAAUCAUCAAACUAUCAAUGUGCUGUCGACCAAUGUUAAAGAACUCGUUGAUGAAUGCUCGCAGUUUAGAAAGGAUUGUACUCUCAGUAUGAAUAAUAUUCAGGACAAGUUUAGAGAACAAUUCAAACACGUUCUGCUGAAACGAUCUCAGAGAGAAGCAUCCCAUUCUGUAUCACUAAGCCAAUCCAAUCUGUAA
This is a messenger RNA of Naegleria gruberi, 738 nucleotides long. RefSeq lists its product as uncharacterized. The record is from RefSeq and is a predicted model, not a curated record. Bases 1 to 738 code for a protein of 245 amino acids. Lineage: Eukaryota; Heterolobosea; Eutetramitea; Acrasida; Naegleriidae. The transcript has a single exon.